Symbiodinium necroappetens is the source of this 694-nucleotide messenger RNA. Lineage: Eukaryota; Dinophyceae; Suessiales; Symbiodiniaceae. The record is from the annotation of a GenBank genome assembly.
ACAACGUGGUGACGCUUCUGGAUCUGAUGAUGGGUCGCAGGGUGGUCAGGGUGUGAGCGAUCGAGGAGGAAGUGAUUCGCGCAGUGGGACGGGAGAGACCACUCAUUUCGAGUGGCGUGGGCACCAUGGUGGCUGCAGGUUGGCAGGUGCUGAAAGAAGGGGGAGUUCCUCCGGUCCAAUCGUGAACGAGAUCCUUGGUGGCACACGCAUCCCUGGCGUGACGAUGGACGGACGAUUGGCGAUGGCGUGGCAGCGAGUUCAGAGAGGUUCCACAGAGUUACGGGACGUCGGCGAUGAGCGAGGUGAGCUGCUCCGACAACUGCCGUCCCGAUCUGGUUCGGCAUGCCCGCGGGUUCGGGAACAAGGACGAAAAGACUCCUGGGCCGAAGCCGAGGAUCUCAACCGGAAAGGGGAACACCAAGUCCAGCCCCAAGCGGAGCAGCGACGAUGUGUAGAGGUGACUGCAGAGAUCGAGGCUCUGGAGCUCAAGCUAGCGAUCCUCGAGGACAAGGUGAAGUGCUGUGGAUGGGCGAGGGAUGACGACAUGAUCUGCGAGGGCGACUUCAUCCGCGGCCACCACAACCAGGCGGUGGUCUACGUCAACCAGCACUACGGGCACAACGAUCACAGCAGUGAAGCACGGACCGACGCCGGGAUCAAGAGCUACCGCUCCGGUCAAGGCAGUUUCAACUAG